AUGCCUUUAUCAAAGCACAUCAACACUGAGAAACUCAUUUCUGAUUCACGCGAUGACGCCAGAAGCCUCGUAGAAAGGGCAUCCGGUGAAGAAGCUCGAAAGUACACCUCUAGAAGAUACGGUCAAGCGCCUCUUCCUAAGUACGAAUUCCCCUCUACCGGUGUCGAUGAUAAUGUCGCGUACCAGCUCAUUCACGACGAGCUAAAUGGUGACAGUACACCAUUCCUCAAUCUCGCGUCAUUCGUCACCACUCGAAUGUCCUCUUUGGGGCAAAAGUUGGUUGAUGAAAAUAUCAACAAGAACAUUGCAGACCAGGACCAAUACAAGUCUUCAUUUGAGCUGCAGAACCGUGUUAUAAGCAUGAUGUCAGACCUAUGGAAAGUUCCAAAGGACGGCUCCUGCUCAGCUGUCGGUACCGUGACCGCUGGAUCAAGUGAAGGGCUUCUUAUGGGCGUUUUGGCUUUGAAAAAGCUCUGGCAAGGCAAAGUAAUAGCAGAGAAUGCUGCGCUUGAAUCUGCGCAAGCAAAUAGUCAAAAUGUCUCAAAUACGACACCUGCUACACAAAAGCAUAAAACCCCACGCAGCUUCAAAGAACCAGGUGGAAAUAUGAUUUUCGCGUCAUCUGCUCAUUGCUGCGUAGAGAAGGCUGCCAGAUAUUUCGACUUGGAAGCGAGAAUCGUCCCAAUAGGCGAAAAAAGCUCUGAAAAAGGUGAAGGUAGCCGUUACACUCUUGAUCCCGAAGCAAUUCCGGACCUUGUGGAUGAGAAUACCAUCGGAGUGGUAGUCAUCGCAGGCAGUACAUAUACAGGCCACAUUGAGGACGUCAUUGGUGUGAACAAAGUGUUAGAUAGAGUCCAAAAAGAGCGUGGAUUCGACAUUCCUAUCCACGUAGAUGCUGCCUCAGGUGGAUUCGUCCUGCCAUUUGCUUUCCCUAAGCACAAGUGGGCAUUUGACGUACCUCGCGUUCACUCCAUAAACAGCUCAGGUCAUAAAUACGGUGGUACAUACGUUGGCUCAGGUAUCGUCAUCUGGAAAGACGAGAAGCUCUUACCGAAGGAGCUCGUAUUCGAAAUGCACUAUCUUGGUUCAACUGAGCUUUCAUUCACGCUCAAUUUCUCGCGUCCAGCAGCUCCAGUGAUUGCGCAAUACUACAACUUUAUUAAUCUAGGCUAUGAAGGUUACUGUUCGAUCUUGCAAAAUGACUUUUCUAAUGCGCGUAUUCUCGCACGUGCCCUCGAAAAAAGCGGCUACUUCGAGGUGCUAUCUGACAAUCAUCGCCUCGAUCCCAACAGCGAUGUCAAGGAUAACCAGCUCGCUGAAGCAUACGCACCUUCUCUCCCAGUCGUUGCCUUUAGAUGGACCGACAAGUUCAGAGAAGAACACCCUUACCUCGAGCAGAAAUGGGUGCAAAUUUUGAUGAAGACAAAGGGUUGGAUCUUGCCAAAUUAUGGAAUGAGUGAGAACUUGACAUCUGUAGAGAUUAUCAGAGCAGUAAUGAGAGAGGAGAUGAGUGAAGACAUGCUAGACAUCCUCGUGAAGGACCUCAUUGAAGUGCAAGAAGCGCUCACGGACGACAGCUCUGACUUUUAUAAACUCGCUCUCACCAGCUCGGGCAAAAAGCCAUCUACAAAGCAACCCUCUGAAGAUACACGUGAGGAAAAGAAAGAAGAUGAUGCUCACCAAGGCUACUCGCGUCCAUGCUAA
This is a messenger RNA of Wallemia ichthyophaga EXF-994, 1704 nucleotides long. Its product is annotated as Glutamate decarboxylase. The record is from RefSeq and is a predicted model, not a curated record. Gene Ontology annotation, biological process: L-glutamate catabolic process. Gene Ontology annotation, molecular function: pyridoxal phosphate binding; glutamate decarboxylase activity. Lineage: Eukaryota; Fungi; Basidiomycota; Wallemiomycetes; Wallemiales; Wallemiaceae. The transcript has 3 exons. Bases 1 to 1704 code for a protein of 567 amino acids. Gene Ontology annotation, cellular component: cytosol.